AGCUUAGACUUGCAGGGUAUGAGGCGUCGGAUGACAGUUCAUUUUGGGAAGUUGAUGAAUCUUUUUGAUAGGGUGAUCGAUAAGCGGUUGCAGUUGAGAAAGACGAAUGAUUAUAUAUCAACUAAUGAUUUCUUGGAUACUCUUCUCAACAUUAGUGAAGAUAAGAACGAAGAGCUUGAUAGAAAUCUUAUCAAACAUUUGCUUCUGGAUUUGUUUACAGCGGGAACUGAGACAACCUCAAGUACAUUCGAAUGGGUAAUGGCGGAAUUACCUCAUAACCCAAAAGUUUUACAAGAAGCACAAAGGGAACUUAAGCAAAUUAUUGGCGCAGGGAACUCAGUGGAGGAAUCUGGCAUUGCUUGCUUACCUUACUUGCAGGCAUUUGUCAAGGAAACCUUGAGGUUGCAUCCGCCUGUUCCUUUGUUACUUCCCCGAAAAACUGAAGCAGAUUAUGAAAUUCAUAACUUCAUCCUUCCAAAGGGUGCACAACUAUUGGUAAACACAUGGGCUGUAAGCAGAGAUCCCAACUUCUGGGAGGAGCCUGACUUGUUUCUUCCAGAGAGGUUCAUAGGAUCAGAAAUGGAUGUUAGAGGUAGGGACUUUGGACUCAUUCCAUUCGGUGGUGGGCGACGAAUUUGUCCUGGCUUGCCAUUGGCCUUGAAAAUGCUGCACUUAAUGUUGGGUAGACUUCUACAUUCAUUUGAUUGGGAACUUGAAGACGGAGUUACACCUGAAAGCUUAAACAUGGAGGAUAAGUAUGGUCUAGUUCUACACAAAGCCCAACCAUUAAAAGCUAUCGCAAUUUCACUUUGAUAAUUUUGUGUUAAUGUGUU
Molecule: messenger RNA, 833 nt
Organism: Theobroma cacao (cacao)
Lineage: Eukaryota; Viridiplantae; Streptophyta; Magnoliopsida; Malvales; Malvaceae
Source: RefSeq, a predicted model, not a curated record